AUGUUUCUGGUGAAUCGGCUCUAUGGAACUCAGGCCUCUCUGGGUCUGCGCCAGGAGGAAGCCAAGAUCUCGCUCUUGGGACUAGAUAAUGCUGGGAAGACCACCCUGCUCCGAAUGCUGAAGGACGAGAGAUUGGUUCUGCCCCUACCCACCCAGUUCCCGACUUCUGAGGGACUGCGUAUAGGGAAGACAAAGUUCAAAGCUUUCGACUUGGGUGGAAGCCAGAUCGCUCGGAGGGUCUGGCCAGACUACUACGCUAAGGUGAAGCUCCUCUGUUUUUCUCUCCUCUUGAACGUAGCUCCUCUGUUUUUUUCUCCUCUUGAACGUAGCUCCUCUGCGGAUGCAGUGGUAUAUGUGGUGGACGCCUGCGACAAGGAGAGGUUUGCAGAAUCAAAGAGGGAGCUCGACGCCCUGCUUUCAGAUGAAGCUCUUGCUAAGGUGCCUUUCCUCGUGCUCGGGAACAAGAUCGAUAUCCCGCAUGCGGCUUCGGAGGACGAGCUGCGAUAUCAUCUCGGGCUCACCGACUUCACGACUGGCAAAGGGAAAGUGGAUCUUGGGGAUCAGACUGUCAGGCCCCUCGAGGUGUUCAUGUGCAGCGUCGUGCGCAAGAUGGGCUACGGCGAAGGGUUCGAGUGGAUGUCGCAGUACAUCAAGUAG
Molecule: messenger RNA, 657 nt
Organism: Eucalyptus grandis
Lineage: Eukaryota; Viridiplantae; Streptophyta; Magnoliopsida; Myrtales; Myrtaceae
Product: GTP-binding protein SAR1B
Exons: 3
Coding region: 1-657 (218 amino acids)
Biological process (GO): vesicle organization; endoplasmic reticulum to Golgi vesicle-mediated transport; membrane organization
Cellular component (GO): COPII vesicle coat; endoplasmic reticulum exit site
Molecular function (GO): GTP binding; GTPase activity
Source: RefSeq, a predicted model, not a curated record